AUGUCGGUGAAGUUGCAGCAGCCGGUAGGGCAAAAACGGCUGACGAACAUAGCAGUGGUUCGAUUAAAGAAGCAUGGUAUGCGUUUCGAGAUUGCUUGUUACAAGAACAAGGUCCUCUCUUGGCGCUCUGGCGUAGAGAAAGAUUUGGAUGAAGUGUUGCAGUCCCACACAGUUUAUUCAAAUGUUUCGAAAGGAGUUCUUGCAAAGUCUUCAGAUUUGAAUAAAGCUUUUAGACAUGAUGAUCAGACCAAAAUUUGCCUCGAGAUAUUGGAGAAAGGGGAGCUUCAAGUGGCUGGGAAAGAGAGGGAAUCGCAGUUGUCUAGUCAGUUUCGGGAUAUAGCAACUAUUGUUAUGCAGAAAACUAUUAAUCCUGAAACGCAACGUCCUUACACUAUCAGUAUGAUUGAGAGAUUGAUGCAUGAAAUUCACUUUGCUGUUGACCAGCAUAGCAGCUCUAAGAAGCAGGCGCUAGACGUUAUUCGUGAGCUUCAAAAGCAUUUUCCAAUCAAGCGUUCUCCAAUGAGACUUCGGCUUACUGUUAGUGGACAGAAUUUUUCUACUCUACUGGAAAAGCUUGAUGCCUGGGAUGCUAAGGUUGUUUCAAAAGAUGAAUCGGGAAGUCAUCAAUCUGUUAUUUGUGAAAUGGACCCAGGUUUCUUUAGGGACUGUGAUGCCUUGGUGAGGAAUCUGCAGGGCAGGCUGGAAAUUCUUGCAGUCUCUGUUCAUUUUGAGGGGGGCACUCAUGUAGAUGACUAUGAUGAUUAUGAAGAUGUGCCAUCAGCCCAACCCAAGGAAUCUACUGAUUCUGUAGUACAACUGAGUGAGAAAAUCCAAAAACAGAGUAUCUCUGAGGAAAAGAAGGCUGAAGCGGAGGUGAAGCAAAACAAGUGCAGCACAUGCAAUGCUUUUGUUGGGGAUGCAAAGCAGUUCAGGGAUCACUUCAAGAGCGACUGGCACAAACAUAAUUUGAGGCGCAAGACCAAGCAGCUUCCUCCUCUUACUGCAGAAGAGUGCUUGGCUGACAUGGACCUGAAUGACUCGAAAGCAGAUUUAAAAGAAUACUCGUUUUGA
This is a messenger RNA of Dovyalis caffra, 1071 nucleotides long. The record is from the annotation of a GenBank genome assembly. NCBI's taxonomy places the organism in Eukaryota, Viridiplantae, Streptophyta, Magnoliopsida, Malpighiales, Salicaceae.